AUGGCGAAACCCUCGCCUUUCCUCGAGCCCGGUCCCAGGACAACGGCCAAUUCCCUUGCCAUCGUCCAGCUCUCGCGCGACAACCUUGUUCCCUUGAUCCUUCACGACUCGGCCAGCGCCGUCGAUGGCUAUGCCGAGGGAGCCGUCCUCAACACCCGCUUCGGAUCGUUCCCGCAUUCCACCCUGAUCAAUGUCCCCUGGGGCUCGCAAAUCCGCGCUUCGGUCGUCGACACCGGCUCGCGAGGCCGCAAGCGCAAGAGAAAGGAGGACGAGACGGAUGCCUCCACGCCCGCCGCCGCCGCCGCCGCCGAUGACGCCGAAACCGAGUCGAGCGCCCCGGCCAAGAAGGCCACCGCCGCCGCCAGCGGCUUUAUCCACAUCCUCCAGCCCACCGCCGAGCUCUGGACCGCCGGCCUGCCGCAUCGCACACAGGUCGUCUACACCCCCGACUACAGCUACAUCCUGCAGCGUAUCCGCGCCCGCCCCGGCACGCGGUUGAUCGAGGCCGGCGCCGGCAGCGGCAGCUUCUCGCACGCAUCGGCGCGCGCAGUCUACAACGGCUACCCCGAGAACGAGACCCAGCGCAGGGGCAAGGUCUACAGCUUCGAGUUCAACAAGGACCGGUACGAGAAGAUGGAGGAGGAGAUCCAGGCGCACGCGCUGGAGGGAAUCGUAAAGCUGUCACACCGCGACGUGUACAACGGCGGCUUCCUCGUCGACGGCAAGAGCCCCGAGGCCGAGGCCGUCUUCCUCGACCUGCCCGCCCCCUGGGAGGCCCUUCAGCACCUAGCGCGACGAAAGCCCGCCGCGACGUCGAACAAGGACGGCCAAGCGACGACCGAAGAAUGGGUGUCGCCGCUGAACCCCAAGAAGUCGGUCUACAUCUGCACAUUCUCGCCCUGCAUCGAGCAGGUGCAAAAGACGAUCAACACCAUGAGGACCAUGGGCUGGGUGGACAUCGACAUGGUCGAGAUCUCCCACAAGAAGUUCAACGUCAUCCGCGACCGCGCCGGCUACGGCCAGCCCGAGCGCGGCAUUCCCCCGAUCGCACGCGACGUGAACGAGGCCGUCGGCAAGCUGCGCGAGAUUGAGCGCCGCACGAGAGAGUACCACAACACGGCGGACCCCAAUUCGGCAGAGGACUCGCCCGCCGCCGGCAACGCUAUGGACGUGGACCAGACGGCGGAGGCGUCGAACGGCAGCAGCAGCCGCGGCGGCGACGACGACCCCAGCGCCGGAAAGCCCUGGCUGCAGGGCCGCGUGAUCCACCGCGCCGAGCCCGAGCUGAAGACUCACACGUCGUACCUCGUCUUCGCCGUGCUGCCGCGGGAGUGGAGCGAGGAGGACGAGGCCGCGGCGCUCGCCAAGUGGCCGUGCGGCGCCGAGACGGGCGUUAUCGGGGCCAAGGACAAGGAGACGCGCAAGCAGGAGAAGCGCGAGCUGCUGCAGGCCAAGGGCAAGAGGAAGAAGAACAAGCGGGCGGAGGCUGCGUAG
Colletotrichum higginsianum IMI 349063 is the source of this 1494-nucleotide messenger RNA. Its product is annotated as tRNA methyltransferase complex GCD14 subunit. Gene Ontology annotation, biological process: tRNA methylation. The coding region runs from base 1 to 1494 and encodes 497 amino acids. The record is from RefSeq and is a predicted model, not a curated record. Gene Ontology annotation, cellular component: nucleus; tRNA (m1A) methyltransferase complex. Lineage: Eukaryota; Fungi; Ascomycota; Sordariomycetes; Glomerellales; Glomerellaceae. The transcript has a single exon.